Molecule: messenger RNA, 2948 nt
Organism: Ceratotherium simum simum (southern white rhinoceros)
Lineage: Eukaryota; Metazoa; Chordata; Mammalia; Perissodactyla; Rhinocerotidae
Gene: SLC20A2
Product: solute carrier family 20 member 2
Biological process (GO): phosphate ion transmembrane transport
Cellular component (GO): membrane
Molecular function (GO): phosphate transmembrane transporter activity
Source: RefSeq, a predicted model, not a curated record
GCUUAAAAAUCAAGUGAAUGCCUGUUGUGAAAAAGAGCUUACUCUUUCUCUUUGUCAGUACUUGCAAAAACAACUUAAAAGAAGUUAGUAUUAUUGGACUGAAGUCAAUAAUUAGCAUAAUCAUGAUGCUAUGUAUUGUUCACAGAGCACGCCCCUUGGCCAGAUUUCCCAUUAAGAGGACACCGACGUUGUCCUAGUGAAUAAAUCCCGGCACACAUGAUGCAUAGCAGCGAGUUCCUGCCUGCUGCGCCGGGGCAGUUAAUUUUAGCCAGGAUUUGUUCUAUGAGUUGUAAAACUGUUUACCCAAGUAGAAGUUAGUAAGCUGAAAUGUGACUUCUCGGCCUAGUGUGAUGGGAUAUCUAUUUUAGACUUCAGAUUGUGUUUAUGAUCCGGAGAGCAGUCUUCUGAAGAAUUGCUGCUCAGAUUUCCUUUGAAAGUACUUGAGGAGACAUCACAGCUUUCCCAGAUUGGGAGGAAAAAUAUGGAAUGUGUUUUACUGCUGACUGAACACAACCAAAUGAACUGUACUGACAGGAGUUUGAAAACCAGCAGUUAGCAGUUUGUUUAGGCUCUGACAUUGUCCAGCACUUUCCAGAGCAAACUCAGUUUACAAGAACCCUCGGCCUUACGACGUUUAUAACCUCAAGCUUCAUUUAUUUAAAAUAUUUCUGCAAAAGAAAAGUACCUGGAGCCCACUUUCCAACAUGGCCAUGGAUGAGUAUUUGUGGAUGGUCAUUUUGGGUUUUAUCAUAGCUUUUAUCUUGGCAUUUUCUGUUGGUGCAAAUGAUGUUGCCAAUUCAUUUGGUACUGCUGUGGGCUCUGGCGUGGUGACCUUGAGACAGGCGUGCAUUUUGGCUUCAAUAUUUGAAACCACCGGCUCAGUGUUGUUGGGAGCCAAAGUAGGAGAGACCAUUCGAAAAGGUAUCAUUGAUGUGAACCUGUACAACGAGACAGUAGAAACACUAAUGGCUGGGGAAGUUAGUGCAAUGGUUGGUUCAGCUGUUUGGCAGCUGAUUGCGUCCUUCCUGAGACUCCCGAUCUCGGGAACUCACUGCAUCGUUGGCUCCACUAUAGGGUUCUCACUUGUUGCCAUCGGUACAAACGGCGUGCAGUGGAUGGAGCUUGUCAAGAUUGUUGCUUCUUGGUUUAUAUCUCCACUGUUGUCUGGUUUCAUGUCUGGCGUGCUGUUUGUACUGAUCAGAAUUUUCAUCUUAAAUAAGGAGGACCCUGUUCCCAAUGGCCUCCGGGCACUUCCAGUGUUCUAUGCUGCUACAAUAGCAAUAAAUGUAUUUUCCAUCAUGUACACAGGAGCACCAGUGCUCGGUCUGGUCCUUCCCAUGUGGGCCAUAGCGCUCAUCUCCUUUGGGGUUGCGCUGCUGUUCGCCCUCUUUGUGUGGCUCUUUGUGUGUCCGUGGAUGCGGAGGAAAAUAGCAGGCAAAUUACAAAAAGAAGGUGCUUUAUCGCGAGUCUCUGAUGAAAGCCUCAAUAAAAUUGAGGAAGUGGAGUCCCCAGUGUUUAAAGAGCUACCAGGUGCCAAGACCAGUGACGACAGCACAGUCCCUCUCACGGGGCCGGCGGGGGACACGGCUGGGGCCUCGGAGGGCGUCUCGGCGGGAAACCACCCCCGGGCCUCCUACGGAAGGGCGCUUUCCAUGACUCACGGCUCUGUGAAAUCGCCCGUCUCCAAUGGCACGUUCGGCUUUGACGGCCACACGAGGAGCGACGGUCACGUGUAUCACACCGUGCACAAAGACUCGGGGCUCUACAAAGACUUGCUGCACAAGAUCCACACAGACAGGGGCCCCGAGGAGAAGCCGGCACAGGAGAACAGCUAUCGGCUGCUGCGACGGAACAACAGCUACACUUGCUACACCGCAGCCAUCUGUGGGCUGCCGGUACACGCGACUUUCAAAGCUGCUGACCCGCCGUCCGCGCCAGAGGACAGCGAGAAGCUGGUGGGGGACACUGUGUCCUACUCUAAAAAGAGACUUCGCUACGACAGCUACUCGAGCUACUGCAACGCGGUGGCAGAGGCUGAGAUCGAGGCGGAAGAGGGAGGUGUGGAGAUGAAGCUGGCGUCGGAGCGGGCAGACCCUGAGCAGCCUCCAGAGGACGCUGCGGAAGAGGAGCGGGAGGAGAAGGACACAGCCGAGGUCCACCUCCUGUUCCACUUUCUGCAGGUCCUCACUGCGUGCUUUGGAUCCUUUGCUCAUGGGGGCAAUGACGUGAGUAAUGCCAUCGGUCCCCUGGUAGCUUUGUGGCUGAUUUACCAACAAGGCGCAGUCCUGCAGGAAGCGGUUACCCCCGUCUGGCUGCUGUUUUACGGAGGAGUUGGAAUUUGUACAGGUCUCUGGAUUUGGGGGAGAAGAGUGAUCCAGACCAUGGGGAAAGACCUCACUCCCAUCACACCGUCAAGCGGCUUCACCAUUGAGCUGGCCUCGGCAUUCACCGUGGUGAUCGCCUCCAACGUCGGGCUUCCCGUCAGCACCACGCACUGCAAGGUGGGCUCGGUGGUGGCCGUGGGCUGGAUCCGCUCCCGGAAGGCCGUGGACUGGCGCCUCUUCCGGAACAUCUUUGUGGCCUGGUUUGUGACUGUCCCUGUGGCUGGGUUGUUCAGUGCUGCUAUCAUGGCGCUCCUCAUGUACGGGAUCCUUCCAUAUGUGUGAUUUGUCUUCUUCCCGCCGGUAAACAGGGGUAGUCUGCUGUGGGUCUGUGUGAGAGGCGUGUACCCACACUUCACCCCCGUACGUGCGUCCUGCCCACACACAGGCUGUCUCCCAGCCAGCUUCUCCGUGUCCCUUUCAGGUGGUUCCAAACCACACUGUUCACCUAGGCUGUAGAGGGUCAUCCUUCAGAGCUAACUUAACUACUGUACAUACUAAUGUGUGUUAAACUGGUGUCGUGGUGAUAUAACGUGGUGCAGUUACUUAUAUAUUAAAUAUAUAUUG